AUGGUGAGUUCACUGUGGGCUCUAACCUUAUUAGUGAACCAUCCAGACGUACAGGAAAAAGCCGAAAAUGAGCUCAUCAUGCACGUAGGAAAGGAACGGCAAGUGGAAGUGUCGGAUAUAAAGAACCUCCUGUAUCUACAGGCCAUUAUCAAGGAAACUAUGAGACUAUACCCACCGGGUCCACUAUCAGCUCCUCGCGAAUCCAUGGAAGAUUGUACUAUCGCUGGAUACCACAUUCCUGCCGGAACCCGUUUAAUUGUCAAUAUUUGGAAGGUUCAACGUGAUCCGCAGGUGUGGUCAGACCCAGAAGAAUUCAGGCCGGAGAGAUUUCUGACAGGUGAGCACUUGAAUACAGGUAUAGGACCUCAAGAUUUCAAGCUAAUGCCAUUUGGAUCCGGCAGAAAAAUUUGCCCGGAAAGCUCGUUCUCGCUGCAGAUUGUGCACUUAACUCUGGCUCGUUUGGUACAUGGCUUCAAAUUUAAGACGCCUUCAGAUGCACCUAUAGAUAUGACUGAGAGUUCAGGACUAAAUAAUGUUAAAGGCACCCCACUGGAAGUUCUUAUCACCCCAACCCUCUCUUCUAACCUUUAUCAAUUAUCAUUCUGA
Molecule: messenger RNA, 606 nt
Organism: Papaver somniferum (opium poppy)
Lineage: Eukaryota; Viridiplantae; Streptophyta; Magnoliopsida; Ranunculales; Papaveraceae
Product: cytochrome P450 82C4-like
Exons: 1
Coding region: 1-606 (201 amino acids)
Biological process (GO): defense response to other organism
Molecular function (GO): iron ion binding; oxidoreductase activity, acting on paired donors, with incorporation or reduction of molecular oxygen; monooxygenase activity
Source: RefSeq, a predicted model, not a curated record